Molecule: messenger RNA, 2911 nt
Organism: Mollisia scopiformis
Lineage: Eukaryota; Fungi; Ascomycota; Leotiomycetes; Helotiales; Mollisiaceae
Product: heme peroxidase
Exons: 6
Coding region: 130-2871 (913 amino acids)
Biological process (GO): response to oxidative stress
Molecular function (GO): peroxidase activity; heme binding
Source: RefSeq, a predicted model, not a curated record
CUCUCACCGAGCGGCAUCAUCUGAUCUUUAAGCGAUUUCGGACAAAGAGGCUGGUACUUCAUAUUUAUACUUCGACUGAACGAAACAAUCAAAAUUUACGGUCAACACGAUCCCACACUUACUAUCAUCAUGCCUGGAACUCCUGAGGCCAGUCAGUCAGGAACAUGGCGGAAGGAGAUUGAAACGACCUUGGAGGCAGUAAAGCAACUUAUCAGCAGAUCCGUUGCUCCCAUACCAUCCACACCCUACGCUCCGUCCAAUGAGCCAGAUCAAAAGAAAAUGACCAGUCUCCUGACUGAUCUGAGAAAGAUUGGAUUCCAAGAUGUCGAGACUCUACUGCAAUUAUUCAACUCCCAAGCCAAAGGCUCGCAAGACGACAACAAAUUCGUGCUGGAGCACUUGGUUCAGCUCCUUGCUAAGCUCGACGAUAAUUCGAACAUCGCAAAUCAGCUAACUGGCGGCUUCAUCAAUGGUCUUUGGAAUGCAUUGCCUCAUCCUCCAUUGACUGGUUUGGGCACGAAGUAUCAGUAUCGUGAACCAGAUGGAUCGAACAACAAUAUCAGAUUCCCGGAUCUUGGAAAAGCGAAGACCCCAUAUGCGAGAAGUGCGAAACCUACCAUUUUACAGAAUAUCGCCCUUCCAGACCCCGGCGCUAUCUUCGACAGCCUUAUGGUGAGGGGUGACACAUUCGAGCCUCACCCAAACAAGAUUUCCAGCAUGCUUUUCUAUCUUGCGACCAUCAUCAUUCAUGAUGCUUUCAGGACGAACCACGCAGAUUUCAACCAGUCAGAUACCAGCAGCUACUUGGACUUGGCUCCAUUGUAUGGAAGCAUCGAGGACGAGCAAAAGCUUGUCAGAGCCUUCAAAGACGGCAAACUCAAGCCCGAUUGCUUUUCAGAAAAGAGACUUCUCGGCUUCCCUCCAGGGGUAUGCGUCAUGCUAGUGAUGUUCAACAGAUUCCACAACUACGUAGUUACACAACUUGCUGCCAUCAAUGAGAAUGGACGUUUCACAAAGCCAAAAGAUGACGACACUAAGGGAUUGGCGAAGUAUGACAAUGACCUCUUCCAAACGGGUCGUUUGAUCACUUGUGGAUUGUACGUCAAUUGUGUGUUGAAAGAUUAUGUCAGGACGAUCUUAAAUUUGAAUCGUACGGCUUCGAAGUGGGAUCUUGAUCCGAGAACGGAUGAGGGGAAGACGCUGUUCAGCUCACCUGCUGCUGAAGGAACUGGAAAUCAAGUCUCUGCCGAGUUCAAUCUGAUCUACAGGUGGCAUUCGGCUGUCUCGAAGAGGGACGAUGAGUGGACUCAAGGUGCUUACGCAAAACUUUUCCCUGGCAAAUCAGCUUCUGAGGUCGGUCUCGAUGAGCUUCUUCGCGGCUUGAUCAUGUUCGAGAAGCAGCUUGGAGAUGAUCCACUUGCACCAAGCCGUAACUUUGGCGGUUUGACGCGUCAAGAAGACGGAUCUUACAACGACGACGAUCUCGUGAAAAUUCUAUCGGAAUCGAUUGAAGACGUCGCCGGAUCAUUCGGAGCCAACAGAGUCCCAAAGAUUCUCAAGUCUGUCGAGAUUCUAGGUAUAAUUCAAGCUCGAUCAUGGAACAUCGCUUCUCUCAAUGAGUUCAGAGAGUUUGCUGGUCUUCAGAAACACGCUACGUUCGAGGAUAUCAACCCCGAUCCUGCUGUCGCUGAGAAGUUGCGCAAUCUAUAUGAUCAUCCAGAUUUCGUGGAGAUGUAUCCUGGUCUUGUCGCUGAAAAGGCAAAACCUCCAAUGGCCCCCGGAUCUGGCCUCUGUGUCAAUUUCACCACUUCGUAUGCCAUUCUAUCAGAUGCCGUUGGUCUUGUGAGAGGUGAUCGUUUCUACACUAUUGAUUACUCGCCAAGAAAUCUCACCAACUGGGGAUACAAUGAAGUCCAGUACGACACUUCAGUUGACGAGGGAUGCGUCUUCUACAAGGUCAUUCUUCGAGCGUUCCCGAAUCACUUCAAGGGCAACUCCAUUUACGCACACUUCCCUUUCGUUGUCCCAAGUGAAAACUUGGUUAUUCAGAAGUCACUGAACAGAGCAGAUAAGUAUUCUUAUGAUCCUCCUGCUCGUCAACCACCAGCCGUCGUCCUCGGUACGUAUGCUGCCGUAGAUAAAGUCCUCAAAGGGGAAACGAAUCUCAAGGCAGAACAUGCUCUAGCUGGCCCCAGUCCUUCCAACAAAGCACUUGUCAAGGGUCUCUACCCCAAAGACUGGCAAGUUGAAGUGAAGAAGUUCUACGAGGAAACCACAGCCAAACUACUCAAGACAUAUAGCUACCCAGUUCCCGGCACCAAGAAGCGACAAGUAGACAUUGUACGCGACGUUGCGAACCUCGUCAGCGCUCGCUUCGCAUCCUCAGUCUUCAGCCUCCCAAUCAAGACGGAAGAAUGUCCCCGUGGCGUCUACACCGAACAAGAGAUGUAUCAAAUCCUCCUGAUCAUUUACACCUCCAUCUUCGACAACAGAGAUGUAGCGAAGAGCUUCCAGAUCAGCGAAGCUGCCCACAUGCUUGGGAAGCAAAUGGGUGAACUAGUUUUGUUGAAUGCGCAAGCAAUUUCCAGUUCCGGAUUGAUUGCUGAUGUCUUGGCAAGCUUGCAUAAGUCGAGCGGGUUGACGGAGUAUGGAACUCAUCUGAUCAAGACUUUGGUUGAGAGCAAGAUUCCAGUUAAAGAUGUUGUAUUUAGUCAUCUACUUCCUACAGCUGCAUCAAUCACGGCUACGCAUUCUCAGACCUUCAGUCAAGCAUUUGACUACUACCUUGGAGCUGGAGCAUCACAUCUUCCGAAGUUGUAUCAGCUGGCUCAAAUGAACACCAAGGAAGCUGAUGAUACACUCACGCACUAGUAAGUCGCCAUUCCAUCGUGAGCGAAGUCCUGCUAAUGUA